Molecule: messenger RNA, 1581 nt
Organism: Trypanosoma cruzi
Lineage: Eukaryota; Euglenozoa; Kinetoplastea; Trypanosomatida; Trypanosomatidae
Product: proteasome regulatory non-ATPase subunit 6, putative
Exons: 1
Coding region: 1-1581 (526 amino acids)
Biological process (GO): ubiquitin-dependent protein catabolic process
Cellular component (GO): proteasome regulatory particle, lid subcomplex
Molecular function (GO): structural molecule activity
Source: RefSeq, a predicted model, not a curated record
AUGGCUACUGCCGCCGUCGCAUUGGCGCCGACAGCAGAUGCAGCUGGCAGUGUCUUGGAGCCGCUUUUAGACAAGGCUGAGGAUCUCCUUGCGGACGGCCGGCGUGCCGAGGCACGUCAUGUACUGGAGGGCAUUGUUGCUACCGACGUGGCUGCCGAUGAUGCGGAGGGUCUACGCGUGAAGGAGCGUUCCGUCUACCGAUUGGCCGAUAUUCUUAGCCUUGAAAGGCAAGUGGACGCCCUUGUACAUCUCUUGUCUGUCAUCCGCAGCUUCUUUUCGCUCCUACCCAAAGCGAAGACAACACGGAUGGUGCGGAAAUUGUUUGACCUUAUCCGCACUAGUGGCGCCUCAUUGGAUCGGCAGAUGGAGGUGUGUAGUGACAUGAUUGCAUGGGCACGGCAGGAGAAGCGGACAUUCUUGCGGCAGCGACUUCAGCACCGCCUUGCGGAGGUGCAGUUUGCUCGGAAUGAACGACAGGAGUCUCUCAUAACAUUACAGGCCUUACUGCGGGAGGUUCGGCGAUUGGAUGAUCGGGCGCUGCUGCUUGACAUCCACCUGCUGGAGAGUCGUAUUUAUUAUUCCAUUCAGAAUAUCAGCAAGGCGCGUGCUGCUCUUGUGGCGGCGCGGACGAAUGCCAACAGCAUCUACUGCCCCCCAUUGGCCCAGGCAGAAAUUGAUCUGCAGAGUGGCGUGCUGCAUGCUGAGGAGCAUGAUGCAAAGACGGCAUUUUCGUACCUUUACGAGGCGUUUGAGGGGUUUCAUCAGCUGGGCGAUCAGGCCCGUCAGGCCCGCAAGGCAUUACACUACAUGAUUCUUGCGAAAAUCGCCACAGACAGUCCGGAUGAGCUCGCUGCACUACUCUCUUCAAAAAAUGUGCUGGAGUACAGGGGGCAGGACAUGGAUGCGCUGCGUGGUGUGGCGGAGGCUUACAACAACCAGGACACACAUUUCUUCAAUCGUAUCAUGCAAGAAAAUAAAGAUUCCCCUUUCCUUGCCGACGAGGUUUUACAAAGACGACUUACAGAAAUGUACACCAGUCUUUUGGAGCGACAUUUAUUGAAAUUGUUAGAGCCGUACAGUCGUGUACAGAUCUCAUACCUUGCCUAUUUGCUGAAGCUUGAUGUGGAGACGGUAGAGUCACAGGUGUCUCAGCUUAUCCUUGACAAGAAGCUUGCAGGUAUUGUGGAUCAGCAGCAUCAAUGCGUUGUUGUCUUUGAUGAGCAGGAUGCAAAGGUAGCAAGUAAGAAUCAAAAACAGCAACGACAACAAGGAAUGGUUUCAGGGGGAGGUGGGGAACGGGGUUCUUCCUCUGCUGCAGGCCCCACAUAUAAGAAUGCGAAGUCAACAACCGAGGACGGGGGUGAAAAGCCCACCACAACGUUGUAUCAAGAUGCAUUGGAGGCCUUGGAUAAAUAUGAUCGCCUCGUCUCGGCACUCUUUGAUAAGGCUAGUGGUAAGUUUGAUGCAUUGGUAGAGGAAAAUCUAAAAAGAAGACAGGAGAUGAAAACAGACAAGAAGAAGGAUAGUAAGAAAGGCGAAGAAAAGGAGGAUGUUGAGAAGAAAAAGAAGAAUGCCAAUUAG